Messenger RNA from Lasiosphaeria miniovina, 3456 nucleotides. RefSeq lists its product as uncharacterized. The coding region runs from base 1 to 3360 and encodes 1119 amino acids. Gene Ontology annotation, cellular component: phagophore assembly site; cytoplasm; autophagosome. Lineage: Eukaryota; Fungi; Ascomycota; Sordariomycetes; Sordariales; Lasiosphaeriaceae. The transcript has 8 exons. Gene Ontology annotation, molecular function: protein serine/threonine kinase activity; ATP binding. The record is from RefSeq and is a predicted model, not a curated record. Gene Ontology annotation, biological process: autophagosome assembly; peptidyl-serine phosphorylation; protein autophosphorylation.
AUGCCUCCUUCUAACCCGUUUGUCUCGGGUCUUGUGCGGGACUCCAAGAUCGACACCGAAGUCCUCGGCACCUGCACCAAGCAUGUCUUCUACGACAGCGGCCCGUCGGCAAAGGAGCGGCGUGGCGCCUACGGCACCGUCUACCUCGAGCGGUUCGAUCACCAACAAGUCAAGAGGUUGAGGGCUGUCAAGGAGGUCAAGAAGCGCGUCGUCCCGGGCGAGGAGCUCGACUACAUCCGGGAGCUGGAAGCCAUUGUCAAGUUCUCAAAUCCAAAGUAUGCGCACUGCUUCGUCAGAUCCGAUGGCUGGUUUGAACUUGACGACUCGGUCUUCAUCACGAUGGAGUACCUGGAGAACGGGGACUUGCAAAAGCACCUCAUGAAGCCGCUGCCCGAAUCCGAGGCAAGGCAAAUCACGGCUCAGGUCCGAGAAGGCCUCGAAUACAUGCACGACAACGGCUUUGUCCACCGAGACUUGAAGCCCGGAAACAUCAUGGUCGUGACAUGCCGCCCAGAGUGGUUCGUGAAGAUUGCCGACUUUGGAAUCAGCAAGAGGCGGCAGCAAGAUGUCACAACCUUGCACACGAUGCAGCGCGGAACCUUCGGCUUCGCGGCCCCGGAAGCUCUGGGCUUCUCGAAAGACGGCUCUGUUGGUUCCUACACCUUCUCCGUCGACAUGUGGUCGCUCGGCGCGGUUGCAUACAAGAUACUCACCAGCACUAUAGCCUUCGAAAACGUAUUCGAGCUAUUCAGCUAUGGCUUCGGCAUAAAAUCGUUUCCCUUGAAGCCGCUAGAGGAACACGGUGUUUCACAGAGCGGGCAGGACUUCAUGAUCAAACUCAUGUCCCCCGCUCCAGAGAGCCGCCCUUCGGCUUCUGAGGCCGCUAACCUUGAAUGGAUGUCAAUGACAUUUGGCUCGGUUCCCGUGGAUUCAAGCCAGGACCCGGACUCUGUAGCCACCAAUCUACUCGCAGUUGACCAGACCAUGGCCUCAGAGGCCUCAAAGGGUUGGACUAUCGAUAGUACCGAUAACUUUCCAGAGACACCCACCAUCAGGCGCGGGCCAGCGCCGAGUGUUCAGUCUGUAGUUGACGAAGAGGCUGAUGGACAAGACUCUGAGAAAUUUGAGGAAGAGUAUGACACCGUCGAGGAAGACUCCAAUAACGUGGAGAAAGAUUCCGACAACGCCGAGAAAGGCCCUGACAAAGUGGAGGAAGACUCCCAGAAAGUCGUGGAAGAAGAGUCCGACACUAUCAAGCCAUCCCACAUGACUGUGCAGUAUCGACGGCCGUCGUUUGAGGAGGAGGAUUCUGGUAAUCUCAAGCCACCCCACAUGAGGGUACAGUAUCGACCACCGUCAGUUGAGGAUGAAGACUCUGAGAAAGUCAAGGAAGAAGAGCCCGACACAACCAAGCCGCCCCACAUACCGGUACGGUAUCAACCAGCGUCAGUCGAGGACUGUGUGGACGAGUCUCUUGUGGCCCAGGAUCCCCGUGGUACCUCUGUUAGUUCAUAUUUGAUGGUUCCGGCUGCCCUCGACUUUGAACAAAAGCUGAACUUGCCUCGGGCUUUUAAUCCCGUCCCACGAGGCGACCUGGAUCAAAUCAGAGCGAAUCCAGAGGAUUCAGACAAUCUUUGCGAAGAAAUAGUCAUCACUUCAGAGGAAGCAGCUACAGCACAGAAGUACCCCCGACCUGAUCCGCGAGGCUAUUCUAGCACCAGUCCUGGUCAAGACGAGAAACCUAUGACGCCUGUUCGAACUAGCUCGGUGCGCAGUGGCCACGGCAGCAGCUCGGAUAACGCACCCCCGCCUGCAGAUGCAGCGAGGGGGAGUUAUCCAAGUAGGAUUUACGGGCAUGAAGCAUUAGGAAAGCAAGAUCAAAGAUUCUAUAGUCCUGAAAGUCAUGGUGAAUACGAUUCGCCAUCUCAUCAGAAUCGUAGCCAACCUUCGGGCCAAUCGCCCACCGGCAGCAAAAACACUGUGAAUGACGAGGCCGCAAGGAUCAUUAUUUCCUGUAAUAACUGCGGGCUCAUACACGACAGACUGAAAGGUCCCAUCGAGUAUAUCGAAACAUGCCGCCACUAUCUCUGUCACAGCUGCCUCCUCCAGAAAUUUGCUCUGUCGCUAGUCUCGCCAAAGUUCAUGCCCCCAAGAUGCUCCUGCGAUGGCGAAAUAAGUCUCGAAAAAGCGAUGCGCAGGAUUAUCGUCCACCCCAAACUCAAUGAGAUAUGGGCCAGAAUCAAGACGGUCCGAGAUUACUGGCGCGGCAACGGAGAUGUGGAGUUAAGCUGCGCGUGUGGGCACAAUCUCGACAGAUCUUCUCCGACGGUGACUGUCGAAAAACCGACGGUGUGGAAGAGCCAAGUGAAUUGCUCGAGUUGCUCGACCUUGAGUGUUCGAAUGGACAAAGACGGCAACAGAGGGGUUGGUCACGUAAAACGGACCGUGUACUGUCUGUUCUGCUCCAAGGCAAUUGACGGCCACCAACACCAGUGCCGCAAACUCAUUUUGCGUCUCCUAGACAGUCUAAUGCCUUACACCGUGGGGGAGAGAAAGUUGAUCGUGGAUGCCCGACGAUUGCUGGAAGAGAGUAUCAACACCGACCCACACUUCGGCCCUCCGUCAUCGCAAUACCAGACAAUUCUUCAAGCGGGGGGUGUGGGCCGGGCACGGGAUGCUCAGCCUGAAAUUAAAGGCCCCAGAAGAACAGACACAACUUUUCAAGACUCGGCACCUCGGCCAGAAUUCAAAGUUCACAGAAUAGUAGAAAAAACAUUUGAAGAUGCGGCACCUCGGCCAGAAACCAACAUUCGCACAAGAGAAAUUAAAAUUACGGAAACAAACGACUUUGAAGACUCCGAUUUCGGCUCCACCCUCUCGGACGAAUCUGAAUUCUCGGAAGACUCGGAAGGUUCACUGGGUUCGGAUGUCUCAUUCGAAGAUUCCGCUCAAGAUUUUGCGUAUUAUGGAACCUCAGAUGGAGAGCUCGAAAACACUCACUCGGCAGUUUGUCGGUACUGUGGAGUUCUCCACGUUUCUUCCGAUCCGAUUAUUCCCAUUCUUUAUCUAAACUGCUCUCGAUGCAGCCCGAUACGCUGUCUUUGGUGUGGCGGUAUGAAAUGCUUUUGUUCUUGUGCAAUCCCACGAGGCCAACGGGAAAGAAACAUGAGGGGGUCAGGAGAUUCAGAGGGGGCGCCAAGGAAAGGCCGGUCCAUUUAUGCGCUGAUGGACGGGGAAUUUGGUUCAAAUGCCCCCAAGAGGAUGGAGGAUAAUCCCGUCCCGCGUCACCAAGAAAAUCAUUUGAGCUUUGAAACUUACACGGCGGCCCCUCCCCAGUCACGAAGUAGUGGGUUUUACUAAAUCGAGGCAAAGUUGCGUCGUCUUUGCAUGCCAGGCGCAGUUCCAAUGCGAAGUUGUUCUAGAUUAUCCAGAGCCGUUAUUUGGUGGAUGUGUGAC